UUGGCAUUGUUCGCCCAUAUGUGCUGCCCCGGCGAAAAAGUGAACCUUUCCGAAUUAAUGUUGCUGAAUGUGCUGAUAAAACAUCUCAUAAACUCGAACAUUACAUAACACCCGGUGUGUGUGUGUGUGCGUGCGCGCGCGUGCGUGUGUGUGUCUGCCGGUGAGCAGUAUAUAUAUUUUUUUUUCUCGCGUGCAUGAUCGUCGUCUAGCCGCGGAGAAGCGAUCGCGGAGUUAGCACCACAGGAACUACACCAUCGACGGAUCGGACGGAGCAAGGAGGCAAACGGCCCUAGAGCGAACGAGUGAGGCCAAAGAGAUAGCCGUAGGAGAGCGCGUGGCCGACCCAGGGAUCCCGGGGGCAUCGGAGACGAACCAGAAGGAAGUGGUCGCUAGUGUUUCCGCGCUAAAGAACGGCGUAGAAAACGCCGGACCCAAAAAACCGUUCGCCUCCAAAGAAUUGGGGGGCUACGGUUGUGUGCAAAAUACACACUUACGCCCUCGAGAAGGCCCUCGAAAGUCCGGUUCGGGCGGGCUCUGCUCGAUCAUCUUGGUCGAGAGCACACCCCACCCAGCAGCGAAAAGAAAAGAAGCGAAAAAGGCACGCUCAAACGGCAGGAAAAUUAAGCACCCUGGUGCUGGUGAAGUCCAGUCUGGGUUGUCGGAAAAUACGCACCCCUCCCACGAAACGCUUGGCACAAAAAGAAAACCUAUUCCGUAUCGAAUCGGAACGGAGCGCGAGAAGGAGACUGCUGAGAAGGAGCUGAACACUGAAGGCGAAAGAGCGAAUCAUCGGAUUCGAUUGGACUUUGGAGAAUUGGUAUAAUCGUGCGAUUUGUUUCCCCCACACCACGCGGUUCAGGCAGCGUGAUCAGCUAACGAUCGGACUGACACGCUGCGACACGGACGAGCUCUAACCACGCGGUAGAGAAGAGAAAGGUACUACGAGCGGUGAUCACCGCAAUAUCACAGUUGAAACAAAGAAACCCUCGUCAUCGUGGACGUUCAAAAAAAAAAGCGAGCAAGGGAAAGAAAAAAUGAUGAACCUGAAGCAUUUGCUGCUGUUGGCGACGGUGCUGCUUCCGCUGCUGGUCACCCCUGGUAGUGGCCGUGCCGUCGUCCUCGAAUCGGACACCUCCUCAGAGGGUGUCCGUGCGGAUGGACCUCGUGCGGUGAGACCGACGUUUGUGAAAAUUACGGCUGCACCACCGGCACGAGUUGCCCAGAUACGUGGAACCACCGUCGAGCUGGAGUGUGAAAUUAUGGGCUCCCCAACACCCACUGUCCAGUGGGUGCACGGAAGUGGUCAAACGGCUGAUUGGGACGACAUAAGCGUUAAUGUCAUCACGGAAGAUACCCCAACAUCGGUGGCUCGCGUUGUGACGCGACUGGUGAUCGAUCGCAUCUCGAGAGCCUCUCAAACGACUUACACAUGCAUCGGCCGGUCAGCUGGACAGGAGGUUAGCUCGUCGACCGUCGUCCACCACGUGGACAGCGUGUCUCAUCUGGGCAAUUACUCCGACAUGCCACUGCUGCGUCCUUCAGCUGCCGUCGAUUCGAUGUUCAAGAACCUGAAGGGGUCUCGCAUCACGCUGCACUACAAGACGCUGUUCGAGAACAUGGGCACGACUGUGGUGCUGCCGUGCAAAGCCAUUGGACGCCCGCUUCCGGAGAUAACCUGGCUGAACGAGGAGGGCCACGUGGUCGACAGUCUGCAGGAUCCUCGCUUCCGCACGCUGCCAACGGGUGAACUGAUCAUCACUGGACUGCGGUGGGCCGACAUGGGAUCGUACACGUGCGUGGCGAAGAACGUCCUGUCGAAGGAUGAGUCCGAAACGUUCGUCUACCCGAUCCGUCCCAACUAAGGGCGCUUGUGGAUGGUCACGAACUGGCGGCUGGUGGUGUCACCAUUCCGUUCGUGCCUCUAAAUCUCAACGAACGGCCACUGCAUUCGGGCUGAAACGAUGCACAACUAGAUGCAAACGGAUACAAAGUAAGCUAAAGAAUUGAGCAGGAAGAAAACCAAUUUGGAAAAAUUACAAAAAAAAAGAAGUUUGCAGAAAAAAAAACACUUAUGCCAUUUACUUAACUUAUUUAAAGUUGCACUAUUAGAAUCCAACAUGCUAUCGUCCGCUACUUGUUAAACAGCAGCCAAUUUAACGCACGGACUCGGGAAUUGAAAACCACCCAUCCCGUAGAGUCCAAGAGCAUUUAAAUGCACUAUUUUUAACUUAUUUAAAAUACCUCCUAUUUGAUAAAAGAAGCUAUUCAAUGUACGCAACGAGUCCGUAACGUAUCGUUAUAAUGACCAGGAUCGCAGUUGUGCUCUCUAUAGUAAGAUGGAGUUACUGAUGCGCCAACGUUACCGAUUCGAUGAAGCCGUCUGGUGGGUAACGAUGGGCACAUUUGAAACCAUGUAAAUAUAUCUACGUAAUGUCUCGCUGCUACAGUUCAUGCGAAAGCACCGUAACGAGUAGGCUAAAAGUCGCUACUUCGUGGCACUACUUAGAGUAGGAUAUCAAAGAGCAUACAUAGUAGAUGUUCAACAGCAGAUCGCGUCACCUGCAGCGAUGUAGUAUCGGUGUUUGGCCAAAGAAACAGAGCUAACCGGUAGUGAUAGCUGCAGGAGAAUUAGGAAUGGAUAAACGAUAGAGAAAGGAACCAUAACAAAUUGAUGGAUCAAUAA
Anopheles nili is the source of this 2683-nucleotide messenger RNA. It is a transcript of the gene ImpL2, whose product is annotated as neural/ectodermal development factor IMP-L2. Bases 1035 to 1862 code for a protein of 275 amino acids. NCBI's taxonomy places the organism in Eukaryota, Metazoa, Arthropoda, Insecta, Diptera, Culicidae. The record is from RefSeq and is a predicted model, not a curated record. The transcript is spliced from 3 exons.